AUGGAGAUGAGCCACAGAGGAAAAGAGUUUCUUUCAAUCAUUCAAAAAGCAGAAUCAGAUUUGAGAAAAUUACUCGACAUCUCCGAUGAUUACGCCGUCUUGUUCCUUCAAGGCGGCGCCACCACCCAAUUCGCUAGCAUCCCGUUAAACAUAUGUAAACCGGAAGAUCCAGUUGAUUACAUCGUCACCAGUUCAUGGGGCGACAAGGCGUAUAAAGAAGCAACAAAAUAUUGCAAACCUAAAGUGAUCUGGACCGGUAAACCGGAGAAAUACACCGGGUUACCGGUUUUUGAUGAGUUGGAUCAGAGUAUUAACGCAAGGUAUUUGCAUAUAUGCGCCAAUGAAACUAUUCACGGUGUUGAGUUUAAAGAUUACCCCACUGUAAAAAACAAAGAUGCGGUUUUGGUAGCUGAUAUGUCUUCUAACUUUUGUUCAAAACCGAUUGAUGUUUCGAAAUUUGGGAUUAUUUAUGCAGGGGCUCAGAAGAAUGUGGGCCCAUCUGGGGUUACAAUUGUGAUUAUAAGGAAAGUGGUGGCGCUGUGGCGGUUGUGGGUGUCGCCUGAGGGAUUGAGAAAGAAUGAAGGUUGGAUUAUGGAGAAUUGUUGCAUGUUGUUGAAGAGAAAUUAG
Messenger RNA from Helianthus annuus (common sunflower), 627 nucleotides. RefSeq names its product phosphoserine aminotransferase 2, chloroplastic-like. The record is from RefSeq and is a predicted model, not a curated record. NCBI's taxonomy places the organism in Eukaryota, Viridiplantae, Streptophyta, Magnoliopsida, Asterales, Asteraceae. Gene Ontology annotation, cellular component: cytoplasm; chloroplast stroma. Gene Ontology annotation, biological process: L-serine biosynthetic process. Gene Ontology annotation, molecular function: pyridoxal phosphate binding; O-phospho-L-serine:2-oxoglutarate transaminase activity. The transcript has a single exon. Bases 1 to 627 code for a protein of 208 amino acids.